Molecule: messenger RNA, 2763 nt
Organism: Eutrema salsugineum
Lineage: Eukaryota; Viridiplantae; Streptophyta; Magnoliopsida; Brassicales; Brassicaceae
Product: programmed cell death protein 4
Exons: 4
Coding region: 367-2478 (703 amino acids)
Biological process (GO): negative regulation of DNA-templated transcription
Source: RefSeq, a predicted model, not a curated record
AGAACCCUAGUCCGCUGCCUUUGGCAGGCAACACAUGUAAGGAGCGAUCUUCACCGUUGAAACAGUAACACGUGGCGACAAUCUUUGUGAUGACCUCUUUGAUGAGAAACCGUAGCCGUAGCGGCCUCCAUUCCUAAAAGCGUUUUACUUUCCAAUCCAAUCUUGUGCAGAUUCCUUACUACAAUCGUCUCUCAAAUCUCCUAUUUUCCAGGAAAGUUUCACUCACCUUGAGACUCGGGUUCGGCUUUUGAAUCUCGGAUCUCGCUUCUGGUAAGUGUCCGCUUCGUGGAGGUUUCUCACUAGUUGGCUAUUUUGUCUUGACGACGAGGGAAUAACAUUCGCGGCUUCAUUUCUGUAUUAUCAAAGAUGGCGUCAAAGGAGGGGUUUUUAACAGAUGAGCAGAGAGAGAUGAUGAAAGUUGCAACCCAGAAUGCAGUGAAUCAUCCACCCGCACAAAAACCUCACUCGUCAUUUCUGUCUGAGAAUCUGCCUAAACCAUCUGCUGCUGGGAAAGCUCCUGCUGGUUCGAAUGCUGUGAAACAUAGAAGGUCUCAUGCGGGGAAGUCUGUUCGUCCAAAGAAAGAUGGGUGUGGUGGGAAAGGAACUUGGGGGAAACUUAUUGACAUUGAUGCAGACUAUCAAAUUGACCGGAAUGAUCCAAAUUAUGACAGCGGAGAGGAACCAUUCGAGCUUGUUGGUGCAACUGUUUCAGACCCAUUAGAUGAUUACAAGAAAGCUGUGGCUUCCAUCAUUGAAGAAUACUUCAGCACUGGCGAUGUCGAUGUGGCAGCAUCUGACCUCAUUGAACUUGGUUCAAGUGAGUAUCAUCCUUACUUCAUCAAGCGCCUUGUCUCUGUGGCCAUGGACAGACAUGACAAAGAGAAGGAAAUGGCCUCAGUGUUGCUUUCCGCAUUGUAUGCUGAUGUCAUUAACCCGAACCAGAUAAGAGAUGGAUUUGUCCUGCUGCUCGAGUCAGCUGAUGACUUUGUAGUGGAUAUACCUGAUGCUGUUAAUGUUCUUGCUCUGUUCCUUGCACGUGCUGUUGUGGAUGACGUCCUUCCUCCAGCUUUUCUUCCCAGGGCAACCAAGGCACUUCCACAAUCUUCCAAAGGUUACCAGGUUGUCCAAACUGCAGAGAAAAGCUAUCUAUCAGCUGCACACCAUGCCGAGCUAGUUGAAAGAAGAUGGGGUGGAACGACUCGAACCUCUGUUGAGGAAGUUAAGAAGAAGAUUACUGACAUUUUGAAGGAAUAUGUGGAGACUGGAGACACUUAUGAGGCAUGUCGCUGCAUUAGGGAGUUGGGCGUGUCUUUCUUUCAUCACGAGGUCGUGAAAAGGGCUUUAAUUACUGGCAUGGAGAGUUACACAUCAGAACCACUUGUAUUGAAACUGCUGAAGGAAGCAGCUUCAGAAAACUUGAUAAACUCUAGUCAAAUGGUGAAGGGGUUUUCCAGGUUAAGGGAAAGCCUUGACGAUCUUGCUCUUGACAUUCCUUCAGCUAAAACUAAAUUUGAUUUGCUUGUGCCAAAGGCUAUCGCUGGCGGUUGGCUUGAUGCUUCUUUUAGUUAUCCCUCUGGUGAAAAUGGACGACAGCAGAUCGAGGACGAGAAACUAAAGCGGUUCAAGGAAGAGAUUGUGACCAUCAUUCAUGAGUAUUUCAAUUCCGAUGACAUACCUGAGCUCAUACACAGUCUUGAGGAUUUAGGAGCGCCCGAGUACAACCCAAUAUUUCUAAAGAAGCUGGUAACACUUGCUCUAGACAGGAAGAAUCGGGAGAAAGAAAUGGCAUCUGUUCUCCUCUCUUCUCUUCACAUCGAGAUGUUCACCACAGAGGAUGUUGCAGAUGGUUUCGUCUUGCUCCUAGAGUCUGCAGAAGAUACAGCUCUUGACAUCCUCGAUGCUUCCAACGAACUUGCUCUGUUCUUAGCUAGAGCUGUGAUCGAUGAUGUUUUGGCACCAUUUAACCUUGAAGAGAUCUGCAGCAAACUAAGACCAAACUCAAGCGGAACUGAAACAGUGAAGAUGGCCAGGUCACUUAUCUUUGCUCGACAUGCAGGAGAGAGGCUUCUAAGAUGCUGGGGAGGUGGGACCGGGUGGGCUGUUGAAGAUGCAAAGGACAAGAUACUGAAUCUCCUGGAGGAAUAUGAAAGCUCAGGGCUUGUAUCAGAAGCGUGCAAAUGCAUCCGUGAGCUAGGCAUGCCUUUUUUCAACCAUGAGGUUGUUAAAAAAGCACUGGUCAUGGCCAUGGAGAAGAAGAACGACAAGAUGGUGCUGGAUCUUCUGCAGGAGUGUUUUGGUGAAGGACUCAUAACCACAAACCAGAUGACCAAAGGAUUAACUAGAGUCAAAGAUGGACUCGAAGAUCUAGCUUUAGACAUUCCAAAUGCAAAGGAGAAAUUCAAGGACUAUGUGGAGCAUGCCAAGAAGAAUGGUUGGGUUUCAUCUUCAUUUGUAACUUCCCUAACCGAAGAUGCUUAAUCUAAGCCUAAAUCGAGGAGAAGCCCAGAAAAGGUGUGGGAACUAGAAACAAUGUGAUGAUGACUUCAUAGAAUGUACAAGCUUCUUUCUCUCUUGAGCAUCCCUGUGCUUGUUUUUUUUGCAAUUUUUAAGGCUUUAAGAAUUCUGCAAGGGAGCUAAUCUUUUCACGAAUGUUAAGUUAACGUUUGUUUUCUUCAGUGGAACCUGUUUUUAAAUCUUUUUGUUGCUCUCUCAAUUUUAAUCACAAUCGUAAAAAUUGGGGGCUAUUUUGUUAGUAGCGGAAAC